Messenger RNA from Tachysurus vachellii, 1529 nucleotides. It is a transcript of the gene atp6v1d, whose product is annotated as ATPase H+ transporting V1 subunit D. Gene Ontology annotation, cellular component: proton-transporting V-type ATPase complex. The coding region runs from base 146 to 892 and encodes 248 amino acids. Gene Ontology annotation, molecular function: proton-transporting ATPase activity, rotational mechanism. The transcript is spliced from 9 exons. The record is from RefSeq and is a predicted model, not a curated record. Lineage: Eukaryota; Metazoa; Chordata; Actinopteri; Siluriformes; Bagridae.
AGGCCGUUGCUUGCGACGGUCACAGAGAUUCAGUGAAAAUUAUCAGCGUUGGUUCAAUAACAGCCUUUACACUGGACUGUAGAAAGCCUUGUAUUUAAGAACGUAUAUAUUUAUAUAUAUAUAAAAUCCUCAACAAAAGGCAAAGAUGUCAGGCAAAGAGCGGAUCGACAUAUUUCCUUCUAGAAUGGCGCAGACCAUCAUGAAGGCUCGUCUGAAAGGAGCUCAGACCGGACGAAACCUGCUGAAGAAGAAAGCAGAUGCUCUGUCCAUGCGUUUCCGGCAGAUUCUAAGGAAAAUCAUUGAAACUAAGACGCUGAUGGGAGAGGUGAUGAGGGAAGCAGCUUUCUCUUUAGCUGAAGCCAAAUUUGCAGCUGGUGACUUUAGCACUACAGUCAUCCAGAAUGUAAACAAGGCCCAGGUGAAAGUCAGAGCAAAGAAGGACAAUGUUGCAGGUGUGACUCUUCCCGUAUUCGAGCACUACCAGGAAGGAGGAGACAGCUAUGAGCUGACUGGUUUAGCGAGGGGUGGAGAGCAGUUGUCCAGGCUGAAGAGGAACUAUGCUAAAGCUGUGGAGCUGCUGGUGGAGUUAGCCUCCCUGCAGACCUCCUUCGUCACCUUGGAUGAAGCCAUCAAGAUCACUAACCGUCGCGUGAACGCCAUCGAGCACGUGAUUAUUCCAAGGAUCGAGCGAACCCUCACAUACAUCAUCACUGAACUGGAUGAGAGAGAAAGAGAAGAGUUCUACAGGUUGAAGAAGAUUCAGGAGAAGAAGAAGCAGAUGAGGGAGAGGACAGAGAAGGAGAUAGCGCUGCGCCUGGCUGAGCUCGGUCCCAUCACCGAACCAGCCAACAUGGUCGAUAUGGAGAAAGACGAGGAUCUGCUGUUUGAAUGAGUCUGCGUCAGGCUUCAGCACACACUAUUUAUUCCGCGUGCCUACGAGGCCCAGCGUGAUAUAUUUUGUGAAAUCAUCUUUGUUUUGUGUAUAUUUGUUGGUGCUUAUUUUGUUUUCAUUUUGACCUUUUUGGCAGAAAAAUGCAUGUUCACCUUAUAACAGCUAUAUAUGAAAUAUAAAUUAUAAAUAUCUGUACAUUGUUGGUUUACGCUGCUAGCAUUGACUGUCAUUGUUCUCUGUAUGGUUUAUUGUCCCCGUGUGUGUGUGUGUGUGUGUGUGUGUGAUUUAUCAUUGAUGACCGUAUGGAAUUCCCUGAAAUAUCAUUCCAGUUCCCUCAGGAGGAUAUAAGUAGGCUGUUUUAUAUGUAGUACGUACUUGAGUGCAACGUAGAAACCUGAUGUAGUUGGUACUAUAACAUGUCGUACACUCUGGAACCUCCAGACCAUUGAUUAUGUCAGAAACCUUUAUGAUCCCUGUGUGUGUAUCUUCAUACAGCUCAUUGAAUCCCAGUGUCAUCUCACUAUUAAUCCACUGUUAGACAUUUCAGAGUAAUUCCAGUGAUCCUUGCUGUGCUGAAAAUCGUCCAAAAUAUUAUUGUCAUUGUGAAAGUCGUUUGGAAUAAAAGUGGUUGACUUUC